UAAUUUCUACACCGUGAGCCACUGACUGCACAACAAGUUCUAACUUCUAAUCAUUUGGGUACUGAACAAAAAAGGGUUGAAGAAAAAUUGGAACUUGUGGCCUCUCACUCUCUCAGUGUGGCUCAGAUGAGCGAUUCACAGGCCAGAGACGAAUAAGAAAGAGAACGAGAAGAUGGGUACCGGGUCGGAUUCCAAUGGAUGGAACCGUGCUCAAGGGUUGGCCGUCAAGACUCUGCUACUAAUUGGUGGUGCACUUCUCGUUAAACGCCUCCGUAAGUCCACAACACGCUGGGACCAUGCUCGUUUUGUGACUCAGUCCCUCACCGGCGAAAAGUAUUCAAAGGAGCAAGCUUGCAGAGACCCUGAUAACUAUUUCAAUAUUAGAAUGCUUACAUGCCCAGCAGCAGAGCUAGUAGAUGGUUCAAAGGUUCUGUAUUUUGAACAGGCCUUUUGGAGGAGUCCACAAAAACCAUUUCGGCAGAGGUUUUUUAUGGUGAAACCUUGUCCAAAAGAGUUGAAAUGUGAUGUUGAGUUAAGUACAUAUGCCAUUAGAGACAUGGAGGAGUACAAGAAUUUCUGUGAUCGACCAAGGGAUCAGCGUCCACAGCCAGAAGAAGUCAUUGGGGAUAUUGCAGAACAUUUGACAACAAUACAUCUUAAGCGUUGUCCCCGUGGAAAACGUUGCUUAUAUGAAGGUUCAACCCCGCCUGGCGGAUUUCCUAAUUCUUGGCAGAAUGGAGCAACCUACUGUACUUCAGAACUUGCAGUUAUGAAGAACAAUGAGAUACAUACCUGGGAUAGGGGUUAUGAUGAUGAUGGAAAUCAAGUUUGGGGACAAAAAGAUGGUCCUUACGAGUUCAAAGCUGCACCAACAUCCAGUUUUACUGAUAUGUUUUCUCCCUUGAACUUCCCCCCUCCACCAUCCAUGGAGAGAAGAAUAGAGGGUUCAUUUAUUUUGCAAGAAUGAAGGCGUUUCGUAAAACCACAAUGUGUAUUUCUGCUACUGUAGCUGUCUGUCAAUAUAAUGUCUUCCUCGUAUGUUAGUCAUUUCUAUCAUGUCAAUAUUUUGAUUUCAGUUAAAAGCAAUAGGCCAAUAAUUUUGGGGUCAAAGUUGGAUGGAUAAUUCUAGUAUAUCUUUGAAGAGAUAGAGGGGCUUAUAGUUAUGACGAGGCCGAAAAGCUUAGUAUUGAGAAAAUGCAUAAUAUGCGCCUACAAUUGUAAUGCCAGAAUCGUCUUUAGAGAAUGUAUUACUAUAAUUUUUGACUUUCUUGGGGAAGAAAUUCUUAGAAACCUAUUGUUUUCCAUGUGCUUGUCAUUGACCUUAACGUCGUAUUUUCUGC
Messenger RNA from Gastrolobium bilobum, 1340 nucleotides. RefSeq names its product chromophore lyase CRL, chloroplastic. NCBI's taxonomy places the organism in Eukaryota, Viridiplantae, Streptophyta, Magnoliopsida, Fabales, Fabaceae. The coding region runs from base 173 to 967 and encodes 264 amino acids. Gene Ontology annotation, biological process: protein-phycocyanobilin linkage. The record is from RefSeq and is a predicted model, not a curated record. The transcript is spliced from 10 exons. Gene Ontology annotation, molecular function: lyase activity.